AUGUCGACAGCUAAUUCGCAUGACGAUAAUUCAAAAUAUUUAAAUAAUUAUAAAUUUAUUGGUAUUAUUGGCUCGGGUGCAUCAGGCGUGGUAUAUAAAGUUCUAAACGUUAUUAAUAAUAAAUAUUAUGCCAUAAAAGUUGUAUUGAAUAAUACAGUCAUCAGAGAUAAACAAAAUUUAUUAGAUUCCAUCUUUAAUGAUUAUUUUGAAAAUGAUAAAUAUAAUACUCAUAAUGAAAAAUUGAAAAAUAGGAUGAUUUUAAAUUCAAUCAAUUUUCAUUAUUAUUUAACAAACGAAUUCAAUUAUGGUAUCAAAAAAGAAAUUUCAAAUCAGUUGAAAGUACAUAAACACAAACACAUCAUUUCGGUUAUUGAUAUUUAUAAUUAUCAAAUCACAAAUUAUUAUAAUAUUAAAAAUACUAAUGUUACAUUCAUUAUUUAUGAUUAUAUUGAGAUGGAUUUGUUCACUGCCAUCGUCGAGAAACAAAUUUUCCAAAAUGCAACUGAUACAACUUUGAUUAAAAAAAUAUUUAUUCAAAUUUGUAGAGCUGUUAAAUAUUGUCAUGAAAAUGGUAUUUAUCAUUGUGAUUUGAAACCAGAAAAUAUUCUAGUUGAUAUAGAAAAUGAACAUGCUUAUUUAUGUGACUUUGGUUUAUCAACUACAGAGAAAAGUUUGUGUGAUACACAAUCAAUCGGUAGUACUUUCUAUAUGGCCCCAGAGAGAGUUAUUGACUAUGAAACCAUAUACAAAUCUGCGGUCACUAAAUCAUCCCCUACUUAUAGUUGCGAUAUUUGGUCAUUGGGGAUCAUUCUAACAAAUAUCGUAUGCUCAUGUAAUUUAUGGAAUUUACCGGAUCCAAAGAAAGAUCAAUUCUUUAAAUCAUACAUGACUAACAAAUCAGUUUUGUUAGAUUACAUCGAAGUAUCAACUAGCUUCUACCAAUUACUAACUUUGAUAUUAGAACCCGAUCCUUUGAAGAGGUAUGGGAUCGAUGAUAUUAUCGAAUCCGUACGAAAUAUAAGGAGUUUUACACAGCACGGUAAGUACGCCAAUGUUGAUAUAUACGAUAUAAUUGACGAUGAUACAGUCAAUGAGGAAGAAAUCUAUGACACAGAUUUUUCAAAUGGUUUGGUUUCACACGAUUCAUCAGAAACUAUGGUUAGUUUACAACAUAACGACACCAACGACAAGGAGGGGGUAUUCUAUGGUGGCCAAGGUGUCACAGUUUUAAGAAGACCAACUCUACAGCAUAGCAGUGCACCAUUCAACGGGAAUGGCCAAGCAAUAACAAUUUAA
This is a messenger RNA of Tetrapisispora phaffii CBS 4417, 1296 nucleotides long. RefSeq lists its product as uncharacterized. NCBI's taxonomy places the organism in Eukaryota, Fungi, Ascomycota, Saccharomycetes, Saccharomycetales, Saccharomycetaceae. Gene Ontology annotation, molecular function: ATP binding; protein serine/threonine kinase activity. The coding region runs from base 1 to 1296 and encodes 431 amino acids. Gene Ontology annotation, cellular component: nucleus. The record is from RefSeq and is a predicted model, not a curated record. The transcript has a single exon. Gene Ontology annotation, biological process: mitotic DNA damage checkpoint signaling; protein phosphorylation.